UUCCACACCACUGUAUGAUCAUUGUAUUCCCUUCUUUUCACUGUAAUCUGGUAUUUUAUAUGUUUUUAUUUUCUCCAAUUUUAGGAGGAGCUCAAUACAGCACUGAAGUCCUUACAGGAGAAACUUAAAAAGAGAGUAAACAUGAAAGGAGAGUUUGAGAAAACAGUUCAACACAUCAAGUCUCAAGCUGAGCACACAGAGCGUCAGAUUAAACAGCAGUUUGAGAAGCUUCAUCAGUUUCUCAGAGAUGAAGAAGAAGCUACAAUCACUGCACUGAGAAAGGAAGAGGAGCAGAAGAAGCAGAUGAUGAAGGGGAAGCUGGAGGAGAUGAACAGACACAUCUCAGCUCUUUCACACACAAUCAAAGACACGGAGGAGAUGAUGAAAGCCAAUGACGUCUGCUUUCUAAAGGAGUUUCCAGUCACGAUGGAAAGAGUCCAGAUCUCACAGCCGGAUCCACAGACGCCUUCUGGAGCUUUGAUUCAUGUGCCACAUUACUUGGGCAACCUGCCGUUCAGAGUCUGGAAGAAGAUGCAGGACAUUGUCCAAAACACUCCUGUGAUUCUGGAUCCAAACACUGCAGAUCCACGUCUCGUCCUGUCUGAUGAUCUGACCAGUGUGAGAUGGAGCAGAAACAAACAACCGCUUCCUGAUAAUCCAGAGAGAUUUGACAUCUUGCCAUGUGUUUUGGGUUCAGAGGGUUUUAACUCAGGAACACACUGCUGGGAUCUGGAGGUUAAAAAGAGUCGAUACUGGAGUUUUGGUGUAACUACAGCAUUAAACCAAAAGAAGGGAAAUGUUUUCUUUAACACUGAUGUCUGGAGUGUGCAGUACAGAUCGUCUGAUCAGUUUGGUUUUCAUGUUAAACAGGAUCUUGAUCGUGUGAGAGUGUAUCUGGACUAUGACAGCGGAACGGUGUCAUUCUCUGAUCCUAUAACUAACACACAUCUACACACAUUCACAACCACCUUCACUGACACAGUCUUUCAUUUCUUCAGUACUGCUGAUUUUCUGAGGAUCUUACCGUUCAAUAGUCAGUAA
Molecule: messenger RNA, 1041 nt
Organism: Labeo rohita (rohu)
Lineage: Eukaryota; Metazoa; Chordata; Actinopteri; Cypriniformes; Cyprinidae
Product: nuclear factor 7, ovary-like
Exons: 5
Coding region: 142-1041 (299 amino acids)
Molecular function (GO): protein binding
Source: RefSeq, a predicted model, not a curated record